UGUGCGGGAGCGAGUGUCGAUCAAUCAAGCACACAAACAGCGACAAGAGCACAGUCAAAGAGUCACAGCUCCUAAACACUCAGAGAGAGCAUUUGAUACAGCCGACUUUACUACGUUGGGAUAACCGUGAACAGUGCGACGAGCAUAAUGGACGUUGAUUGCAGAGUGAAGAUGGCAGCAGCGGGCCCCUCGGAGUCCGAAGAACCCCAUCAGUCCGCGGCGAGGACGCGGGCCGCCUGUCACUCAGGCUGGAAGUGUGGGGCAGCGCUGCUGGCCGUCGCGCUGUGUGUCGCCGGAGUCCUCUGCUUCACCUUGCACAAGGGGGCACAGGAGCAAAGCCAUUCAUUGGAAAUCGAUGGUCUCACCCGAAAUCUGAGGCAGAUCUCAAGUAGCGGGAGGGCUGCCAUUCAUCUGGAAGGCGUGUCCAACAACUUGCUGAACAGCUCUGUGCAGUGGAAGACGCAAGUGGACCAGUACCACUCCUCCGGUGGGCUGCGGCUGGAAGGCAACGAAGUGGUGGUCCCGACCACCGGCCUCUACUUUGUGUACAGCCAGGCCUCCUUCGCGGUCAGCUGCAAGGCGGAGGAUCACAAGCGGGCGGAGCUGGUGCACCUGACCUACAUGGUGGACCGAUGGUCCGACUCUUACCCCGGAUACAUGACCAUCCUGCAUUCAGGCCGCACCGUCUGCCAGCAGGCGCCCCCCGGUGGCGUGGAGGCCAGGGCGAAGGGGAUGUGGUUAAGCGCCGUGUACGUUGGCGCCGUGUUCCACUUGAACGCUGAAGACCGGCUCAGGACCGUGGUCGACAAGAAGCUUUUGCCCAGUGUGGUGAAUGGGAGCGGUAAAACGUUCUUCGGGGUGUUUGCUCUGUGAGUCGACCCCGUAGGGUCGGUGAAUGCGUGAGGGAGAGCGCUGAAAAGGCAUCAAGAACAAAAGAUGUGAAAGAGGAGUUGGGUGAAAGGGGUCGUUAUGGUUAGCACUUGAUGAGGUGGAUUCAGAGCGAGGGUUUGUCUUAAUAAUCGGUAUGAACCGAAAAAGUGAAUUUUAAAGCAAUGCAGGCCUACAUUGAUACAAUGUACCAUACGCCUGCAACUUAGAGCUCUAUUGUUAUACGAAAUGUACCAUGUACAACCAUCUCUCUGUAAAAUGUUUACAGGAAAUCCGUAAUGCCAAGAAACAUGGCAAAUUUUGACAUGAAUGUAUAAUAAUGAAUGUGGUGCUUUCUCACUAAGAGUCCUAAUAUAUAUAUUUUUUAUCGGUUAACAAUUAACGGUACAAUUUAAGACUUUAAUUUAUUUUGGUGUUUAAAUUAUUAUCAAUUUAUUUAAUACAUUAUAUUUAUUAUUUAUGCCUAUUUAUGAUUUAUGAAUGACUAUUUAUCUUGUGUACUUUAUUUAUAUAUGUAUUGGAUCUAUUUUUGUAAUAUCUUUUUAUGCUGCAGGACUUUUUAUUGAAAAUUAAA
Messenger RNA from Gadus morhua (Atlantic cod), 1462 nucleotides. It is a transcript of the gene tnfa, whose product is annotated as tumor necrosis factor a (TNF superfamily, member 2). Gene Ontology annotation, molecular function: tumor necrosis factor receptor binding. Gene Ontology annotation, biological process: immune response. Lineage: Eukaryota; Metazoa; Chordata; Actinopteri; Gadiformes; Gadidae. Gene Ontology annotation, cellular component: membrane. The record is from RefSeq and is a predicted model, not a curated record. The coding region runs from base 148 to 873 and encodes 241 amino acids. The transcript has 4 exons.